Auanema sp. JU1783 is the source of this 1143-nucleotide messenger RNA. The record is from the annotation of a GenBank genome assembly. Lineage: Eukaryota; Metazoa; Nematoda; Chromadorea; Rhabditida; Rhabditidae.
AUGAACAGCUUUGAAGCAUUUGAAGCUACUUUGGCUAAACUUGAUGUGAUUGAAGAAGCAGCACCUCAACCGAACCGUUUAGACAAAACCAUAGCUACUUUGCUUCCUCAUCAUCCAAAGAACGUUGAGAACUUUCCGAAAAGUUCAUCGCCUGAGAAAACCUUUCGAAAUGUCUUUCACAGGUUCCUUUUCACUUUGCUCGAAGCGGUUCAAAACACUCACAGUAUCUUAGUUAGGCAUGAAUUAUGUUCUGCUAUUUAUAUUUUGGAGAAUUCUAUUCGUUUAAUAGAUUGUAAGAAAGUGUAUUAUCGUGUCCUUUUGGCCAUCAAUAUUUUCAAAGAUUCUCAGGGCUUCGUUCGGGAAGAUCAUGUGGAAAUUUCAAAAUCUUCUCUAUUUCCCAAUGAAGAAGCUUUUGAUGUUUCGAUUCUUCAACUCAUUAUGGAUGCCGUCGUACAAAUCAAAGAAACCGUAGGACUCAAAAAUUUACAAGACGCUUUGGCUCCAGCAUGGAACGAAGUGUGUAAUGAAGCGAACCCGGAUAUUCACGAUAUUGUGGUCGCCGGAGCGAAUAGGAACCCACCUCAUUAUUAUGAACCUUCUCUCUCCGCCAUGAGAGUGAUUACAACCAUUGCACAUCAAUUGGAGUGCUCACCGAAUGAUCUGAUUAAUUUGGAAGAGCAACGAAUGGAGACCCCAGUAGGAGGAGUCGAAGGUGUUGAUAACAUCAGACAGAACAAGAACGCUGUUGUGUUCGAGGACGAUGUUGGUCCUGGACCAUCAAGCAUGAAUGAAGUUGAUCAGGCUCUUAAUGCUGAAGAAAUGAACUGCACGAAAUUAGUCUUCACAAUCAGACAAAGUUUUCCUGAUUCGUUCCAAGAAGUGUCAAAAUAUUUGUUACAAUUAAUUGAAUCCAACAAGUCAACAGAGCAACUCCAAGAAGAAAUAACAAAUUUGCUAGGGUUUGAUGCUAUUGAGCUUGCAAUUUCUAUACUUGAGCAUCGUGAAUCUCUAAAGACGGAAAUCAAGAAGAACCGUCAGAAGCCUGUUGACUCUCGCUUGCUGGGAUCUGCAUCUGAUGAAGUAUCUAACUUUGGUUUAUUUAUGUUAUGCGGAUCCCACAUAUUUUUAAAAACGCGCAAUUGA